GCGUUCUCAAGGCGCUAAAUCGGUAUUGGGAUUUUGAUUUUUGAACUUCUCCAAAUUCGUUCGGAUCAAAGAGGAAAUCAUAGACUAUCCAGUUUGGAAGGGCUGGAGACUGGAGUAACAUGUCCGGCGCACGGGAGUGGAAGUGUGGAACACACCCUCAGUAUACCGCUUCCAUCCGUGUCAUAAAAUUCGCCGGCGCAUCCGGAAGAAGCGAUGGCGACUGACUUCUCCAGGAGUCGCUAAAAUCCACCAGCACACACCUUCGUCACAAGCAAAGCAUCAGCAUUCAGCACCACCAAUGGGCAGCGGCCGGCUGCGGUGGAGGCCAUUCACGGCCUUCGCUUCCUCCUCGCCGCCUUCCUCCGCGUCGUCGUCACCGUCCUCUUCGUUCACGGUGGACCAGCCAGCGGAGUUCCUCUGCCCCAUCUCCGGCAGGCUCAUGGCGGACCCCGUCAUCGUCCCCCCGGGCCAGACCUUCGAGCGCGCCUGCAUCCAGGCCUGCGCCGCGCUCGCCUUCUACCCUCCCGUCGUCGCCGCCGAGGUCCUCCCUUCUUCCCCCCCUCUCGUGCUCAUCCCCAACGUCGCCCUCCGCAGCGCCAUCCUCAACUGGUGCGACCGUCUGAUGCUGCCCCACCCUUCCCCUCUCCCCCUCGACACCGCUGGCCACAUCGUCCGCCGCCUCAUGCCGCCGCCGCCGCCACGCCAAGAGCAGAGGCCACCCCCGCCGGCCAAUUCGGUUCGGACAAGAAACCGCUACAGCUACGGCGGCGACGAGUUCCUGCAGGAGCCGAAUCAGACGACGGGCCGCGGUUCGCUGGAGGAGGAGAUCAUGGCGGUGCUGGCGGCGGAGGGCGCGAGCCCGUCGGAGCUGAAGGCGGCGAUGGCCUCGUUACGGCAGGCGACCCGGGAGAACAGGGAGAUGCGGAUCCAGCUCUGCACGCCGCGGCUGCUGGCCGCGCUGCGGCCGAUGCUGCUGUCCGGGGACGCCGGCGUCCAGGUCAACGCGGCCGCGUCCAUGGUCAACCUGUCGCUGGAGGCGGAGAACAAGGCCCGGAUCGUGCGGUCCGGGGCCGUGUCGCCGCUCGUGGACGUGCUCCGGUCGGGCCACCCGGAGGCGCGCGACCACGCGGCGGGGGCCAUGUACAGCCUCGCCGUGGAGGACGAGAACCGCGCCGCCAUCGGCGUGCUCGGCGCGAUCCCGCCGCUGCUGGAGCUCUUCGCGACCGCGAGUACCCAAACAGCCGUCGGACACCGCGCGCGGCGCGAGGCCGGGAUGGCGCUGUACCACGUCUCGCUGGCCGGGAUGAACCGGUCCAAGAUCGCCCGCACGCCAGGGGCCGUGCGCACGCUGCUCGCCACGGCGGAGUCGGCGCCGGCCCGAUCCGAAGCCGAAGCCGAAGCCGAAGCCGGAGCCGGAGCGGAAGCCGAAGCCGCGGCGCUAAGGAAGCUGGCAGUUAUGAUCCUGGCGAACCUGGCGGGCUGCCCGGAAGGGAGGGCGGCUCUGAUGGACGGCGGCUCGGUGGCUGCGAUUGUCAGGCUCAUGCGCGGCGGCUUGGCCGCGCCGGGGAGCGCGGAGGAGGAGUACUGCAUAUCGGCAUUGUACGGGAUGAGCCGGGGCAGCCUGAGGUUCCGCGGGCUGGCGCGCGCGGCGGGGGUCGAGGCGGCGCUGAUGCCGGUGGCCGAGGGCGGCGGCGGGGUGGGGCGGGACAUGGCGCGGCGCACGCUCCGGGCGAUGCGCGGGGAGGACGACGACGCGGGGAUGCUCGCGGCGGCCGGGAUUCUCGGGAGGGAAUGGGACGACGACGGGGGGAGCGUCGUGUCGGAGGGGCUCGUCUCGCUCCGGCGGCCGCCGCACCACCGGAGCAACUACGCCGGGCCGUCCGGGUCAAACACCACACAGUUCUGAAAAAGUCAAAAGUCUUCGCUUGUCUCCUCUGCUCUUGUUUUUCGUUUUUUUUUUCAAGUCUCUUGAACUGUAUUUACCAUAUAGCCUACUUUCGUGCUGUAAAAACCUCUGUUGUUCGUGUCUUCGAGGUGAAUUCUUUCAUUGGAGUUGAAGUGUAGCUUUAUUGGGUCGAUGCAGUUUUUCAUGAUUUGCAACUGAAAUGUAGAAUUGUAUAACUGUGAUUAAAGAAGUAUUCGAAGAAACUAAGACACUACUGCUACUUUGGUGUGGAUCA
Brachypodium distachyon (stiff brome) is the source of this 2180-nucleotide messenger RNA. Its product is annotated as U-box domain-containing protein 39. Bases 299 to 1906 code for a protein of 535 amino acids. Gene Ontology annotation, biological process: protein ubiquitination. The transcript has a single exon. The record is from RefSeq and is a predicted model, not a curated record. Gene Ontology annotation, molecular function: ubiquitin-protein transferase activity; protein binding. Lineage: Eukaryota; Viridiplantae; Streptophyta; Magnoliopsida; Poales; Poaceae. Gene Ontology annotation, cellular component: cytoplasm; nucleus.